This is a messenger RNA of Notechis scutatus (mainland tiger snake), 3598 nucleotides long. RefSeq names its product YOD1 deubiquitinase (gene YOD1). Gene Ontology annotation, cellular component: cytosol; nucleus. Lineage: Eukaryota; Metazoa; Chordata; Lepidosauria; Squamata; Elapidae. The record is from RefSeq and is a predicted model, not a curated record. Gene Ontology annotation, molecular function: cysteine-type deubiquitinase activity. Gene Ontology annotation, biological process: ERAD pathway; protein deubiquitination; endoplasmic reticulum unfolded protein response.
UCUUGCCAAGACAAAUGUACCGACACGUCCCUACAGCCGCCAGAAGUUAUGAGUCAUUAAAGGACGUUUUAGUUUUACGCAUGCGCAAAGAGGCGCUUCAGCAAUAGCUGCAGUGACUGAAAGGUAAAGCUUCAAGAAAGUGGGCGGGCAAAGACGGAGCUUGGAUUGCGUCACAUCUGUCAGCACUAACGUCAGUUUUCUGCGCAAGCGUACUGACAAAAAGCGGCACGGACGGAUGUUUAUCCUGAUCCUGCGGUGAGAGUCCUUCCGCGAUUCUGAUUGGCCUAUCGGGCAAUUGUGCAUGCCAGGAAGAUGUAGAAGCGACCAAUAAGGAAGCCCAAAGGGAAGGGCUACGGGGGUUGCCUGGAUGCCGGGAGUUGCAGCCAUUUUUGCUGCGGGGAGGCGGGGUGCUGUUAAAUGAAGCCCGGCCGCCCUCGGCAAGACUACUACGGAUCGGGCGGCGAUCAUGUUGCGGCUCCGUUGUAAAGCGCGGAGUGGGUCCUUUCCGCUUCCCGGCCUGACGGCACAUUCCCAUCUACACGAACUCCAGGCCGUGAUCGCUGCCCUCACCGGUGUCCCCACCCAGGCCCAGCGCCUGCUGCUCGGCUUCCCCCCUUCGUGCCUCGACCUCAGUGAUGGAGAGCAGCGCCUCGGAGAGCUGGGCAUUCAUUCGGGUGAUACUCUAAUAGUUGAAGAAGAUGCAACCAAGCCCAAGACUGAUUCAUCUAUAGUUACAAAGCGGACUGUUUCUAAUUCAGUUAGAGAAGCUGUACCUGUGCUUGCCCGAAAGGUUGUUCCAGCUGACAACUCAUGUCUUUUUACCAGCAUAUAUUAUGUAGUAGAAGGUGGGGUUUAUGAACCAGGCUGUGCCCCCGAAAUGAGAAAUCUCAUUGCCCAAAUUGUAGCAAGUGACUUGGAAUCCUAUAGUGAGGCAGUCCUAGGAAAAAGUAAUCAGGAAUACUGUGACUGGAUCAGAAGAGAAGAUACAUGGGGAGGUGCAAUUGAGGUUUCUAUUUUGUCUAAAUUCUAUCAAUGUGAAAUUUGUGUAGUUGAUACCCAGACAGUCAGAAUUGAUCGUUUUGGGGAAGAUGUUGGCUAUGCUAAACGGGUGCUUUUAAUUUAUGAUGGUAUUCACUAUGAUCCACUUGAGCGUAAAAUCCCCAACUCAGACAUUCCUCCCCAGACAAUUUUUUCCACAACUGAUGACGUUGUCCUUGCACAGGCUUUGGAAUUAGCAGAUGAAGCCAGAAGAAAAAGACAGUUUACUGAUGUAAAUCGCUUUACACUGAGAUGUAUGGUUUGUCAGAAAGGAUUAACAGGGCAAGUGGAAGCCAGAGAACAUGCCAAGGAGACGGGACACACCAAUUUUGGAGAAGUGUGAAUUUUCUGUGAGGUUGGUCAUGUUUACUACCUCACUGAUCCAGAACAAGCCUCCCAAUUUUUAAAUAAGCUAUAUGUAAUGUUACAGAUUCAUUCAAAGUUUGAAAGCCCUAAGUUUAAUUAUGGCUGAUAUGCACAGGGUUGCAGUUGAUAGUGUAAAAUGUUUACAAGAGUGCAUGCAGUGGUGUCAUAUUUUCCAAGGAUCUUGGAGUAUUCUUUGCACAACUAAGAACUAGAGAUAGCAAAAUAGCAACUGAUACCAACAAGUGUAUCAACUCUUGAAAAAAAGUCUUGAGCAGCUGCUGAAGAAAUUCCUCUAACACAACUGAAUAUAUACAUUGCUGUAGCUAGCUAGGCCUGCAUCAAGGACUUUAGAAUCACUGAUGAAAUAAAAAUCUCAGCUCCAUUACUGGAUUUUUGAUUCUGGAAUCUAUGAAAUAGUUAAGCUGGUUCCAUUCAUAUCUGGCAAAAUUAUUUGCGUCUCAGUUUUGUUCAUGUGAAAUGUGUAUGUUUUUGUAACUUAAAGCAGUAAUCCCAAAGCUAUCUUAUUUGAAAUUGCUGAUUUGGAAAACUGUAAAAAUAAGGAAUGCUAGUUACAUUUUCAGCAGUCUUAGAAAGUAAAGUUACUAAUAAGUUUGGAUAAUUCCAUAGUGCCUAAUAUACCAGUAUACAUUAAUUAUAUUUUUAAAAGGUAUGAUCUGUUGGGGUGUUAAUAUGUAUAAAUUAUAGGGCCUUCAAAAUUAUAAGAAACUCAGCAAUAUGAAUUAGUGUAUUCAUAUGGAUAAAUAAUAUAUUGCAGCUAUAAUAUUUCAAGGGGAGGGUGUUUCAUGACAUCAGAUUGUUAAAUUUAAUGUCAAACCUUAGGGGCAGAGGUAUGUUUCCAAAUUGUCCACUUUUCUAAGUAUAGCAGUGUCCCUGAUAACUCAAAUUAUUCUCCUUGAAAGUAGUAUAUCAUAGAGAAAACCUUCAGAUGUGGAUACAUUGGAGGUAGAGGAAAGGAGAAGGUAAUUGCCAACUGGGCUGGAUGUUAAAAGCAAAACUUAGUGAGCUGCAUCCAAAAUCACAAAGUGUUGGCUGUUGGAAACCAUUGCACUCUGAUCUAACACCUGAUUUGUUUCACAACUUAAGUACACACAUCCUUUCACUGUUGUAGCUCUUAACUCAUUCACUAUUGUAAGCCUUAUAAGUGUGUGUGUAUGUUGCAUACCUACACACAAAUGCUAUUUGCUAAUACAUGUUUUAUGAAUAAUACGGUUUGCAUGUGAUAGAAAAGCUAUACUUAAUCUGGAGGGGUUUUGUAGGCAGUAGAAAAUGUAUUGGGGAUUAUCUGAAUUAAAAUAAUUUACAAAUUAUAAGGAAAGGGUUUAGCAUUUGAGAGAAAAGGAAAUUAAAAUGUGAGAUUGUAAUGAAGUGUGAUCAGAACUGGUUUAAUGCAUGCUGACUUAGAAAUAAUUCAAAUUAUCAGAAAAUAGAAGUGGUUUAGCAAUUUAGUUGCCAUCAAUGAAAUAGGCAUUAGGAAAUGAGUAAUUUGGAUCUAAACAUUUAAUAUUUCUUGGCACCAAAGGAUAUACUUGUACCUUUUUAGGUCCCAAAUAUAUGCAUGGUUAAUUGACUUUUGCAUUUAUUUUUAAUGUAACAUGAUCUAUAAAAUUUCAAGCAAGCAUAGGUUGGAUAACAAAUCUUGACGAAGUUAUGCUUUAUUGCAAGGAUCUGCAACUUUGUGGGGAUUAGGGAUAUAUUUGGAAUCUUGAGAACCAAGAAUAUAUUUGCAAAAUGGCUUCCAGGGAAGGUUUCUCCAAUUUACAAAAUGAAUUUACAAAAGUAGUGGACUUCCAGGAAAGUCUGUUACAACUACACUAGCUAGUUUAGAGAUAUUAAGGAUAACUCGGUUAAGACUAAUAAAGUGGUAUUUUUGCCAAAAGCCUUAAAUGAAACAACUGCAAUUAUACUUGUUACAGUAUAGGAAAAUGUUACCAACCUCGCUAAGCUGCAUGCUUUUAUUGGCCCAAAAGACUGUUAGACAAGAAUAUUAUAGUACGGUAAUUUAUUUAAAGUUCUGCUUUAAAUAAUGAGAAUCAAAAGUAUAGGAAAUAAAACCAUUUUACAAUUAAUAUUGGUACUGAUCUCUUUAAAGUCUAAAAUCAGAUUAGUUGAUCUUCAAAUCCUGUAUAUAUAUAUUUGGAUAUAAGUAGACACUGGAGAUUGUUUCUAUCAGAUA